Messenger RNA from Phycodurus eques (leafy seadragon), 4787 nucleotides. It is a transcript of the gene iffo2b, whose product is annotated as intermediate filament family orphan 2b. Bases 274 to 1749 code for a protein of 491 amino acids. The record is from RefSeq and is a predicted model, not a curated record. The transcript has 8 exons. NCBI's taxonomy places the organism in Eukaryota, Metazoa, Chordata, Actinopteri, Syngnathiformes, Syngnathidae.
CAUGAUCCUUGCACGCCGCUCAGAGCGCAGGAUAAGCCGGCCUCUGCGGCGCCGUGGCGAGCGGUUCUAAGCACACGGCUUAGAGGAGGAGAAUGUGGCCGGCAGUUGUGUGACGACGAUUUGUACAAACACGAGGACGGGGACUAGUCGAGCUUGUCUGCGUCAAAUGUCUCGACCCUCCACUGGAUGGUGUUGAUGAUGAUGAUGAUGAUGAUGAUGAUGCCAUCGGUGCCUCUUAUUUGACUUUUUUUUUUUUUUUUUUGGUUAACCGACAUGAACUCGCUGUUCUUCUCCGAUGCUACACCCGCUCCGCCGGGCACCAGCGCCCUGCGGAACGACCUGGGCUCCAACAUCCACGUCCUCAAGACGCUCAACCUGCGCUUCCGCUGCUUCCUGGCCAAGGUCCACGAACUGGAGCGGCGGAACCGGCUGCUGGAGAGCCAGCUGCAGCAAGCUGUGCAGAGGCCGCACUACCGCGGGCCGUACGGUCGCGAUGUGGCGGUGCAGACGGACGGCGGGGGGGCCGAGUCCAGGCUGCCCGGAACCAUCUGGUCCUUCACCCACGUGCGCAGACAAGGGGAGCGCCUGGAGACGCUGUGCGGGCCCGGCGUGUCGUGGACGCACCCGGACGGGGUCGGCGUGCAGAUAGACACCAUCACGCCGGAGCUGAGGGCGCUCUACAACGUGCUGGCCAAAGUGAAGCGGGAGAGGGACGAGUACAAGAGGAGAUGGGAGGAGGAGCUGUCCAAACGCGAGCAUCUGGAGUCUGCGGUGGAAUCCCUGCACCAGCGUGCCAAAGAAUCAUCAGAGAUUCAAGAUGACCUGAACGACAAGGUGGAGCGACUAAAGGCGGAACUUGUGGUUUUCAAGAGCCUCAUGAGCGAUCAAAUGUCUGACCUGGACUCCAAGAUUCAGGAGAAAGCCCGGCGGGUGGACAUGGACAUCUGUAGACGCAUCGACAUCACGGCUAAGCUGUGUGACGUGGCGCAGCAGCGCAACUCAGAGGACAUGUCUAAGAUGUUCAACGCCAGCACGGCCAGGUCACUUCCAGAUAGGCAGGGUGCCUCUGCGGCCUGCAAAAGGAAAGAGCGCAAGGCGGUGUCCGACGAGGAGGUUUCUGAGAUGGACGCAGAGCCCAGCCCUCUGGAGGAGGACACGCUCAACAUCACGGAUGAGAUGAAGCGCAUGCUAAACCAGUUACACUGUUCAGAUAACGCCUCUGUUGCCAGGCGCGAGACGUUUGACCUGGACGAUGACUGCGACAGUCUGACGUGGGAAGAGAACGAGGAGACGCUGCUGUUGUGGGAGGACUUCGCCAACUACAACGUGCCGUGCGGAAUCUUGACGACCGCGGCGGCGGUACCGCCCUGCACCAACGCACUCCCGGGCGACGGGGGCGGCGAAGGCACGGAACCAGACUCCCAGGACAGAAGUCUCGGCAGCCUCAUUGACGAGACAGAGUCGCUCUUUAAGAACAGAGAGAAGGAGUACCAGAAGACCAUCGGCCAGAUCGAGAUGGAGCUGGCCACAGCUAAGAGCGACAUGAACAGACACCUGCACGAGUACAUGGAGAUGUGCAGCAUGAAGAGAGGCCUGGAUGUGCAGAUGGAGACGUGCCGGCGCAUGAUCAAAGGCGGCAGGAGCUCGCCGUCGUUCAGCUCCGCUGCCAGCAGCGACUCAGGGAACACCGACGAGAUCCAGGGCGAGAUCUCGGACAAGGACGCGGACCCCGAAGUCCCUGUUAGUUGAUGACCGCCCGGAGACGCUGGUGUGUGUGACAGUAACCUAAAAAAGGAAAAAAAUGCUCACUGAGGAUCACAAUGUUGGUGCUUUUAUAACUAUUUUGUUUAGUCGAUGGUGAGGCUUGUCACUAAGAGAAAGGGCUUCUCUUUUCCAUUCUGGAUAUUUACUCGGCUACAGAUAGUUUUGGAGGUCUGCGCUCUAUGGAAUAGCUUUCAAAUGACCUGCACUGGGAGGUCGCUGUUUGUUAGUUUGUCAUUUUACCAGGAUUACACCAAAUACCGACCAUACUGGCAUCCUUUUGCAUUGAAUAAGAAAAGCAAACAUAAAUAGAAUGAAAUAAAACUACGCACCCUUUGAAGAGGCCUGACGGUGACGUAAGGGAGAGGCAAAAGGAAAGUAAUGUUUUUGUGGCGUUAAUCCUUUAGAUGGGACAGCAUGGUGAACCAGUGGUGAGCACGUCUGCCUGAGGUCCUUGGUUUGAAUUUCAGUUCAGGACCUCCUGUGUAGACUCUGUAGAGUUAAGAAUUCAUAGAGCUCAGCUCGGAUAGGCGACAGCUCAACCCCAAUCUGCAACUCCAAUAAGGAAACAUGCAUGGAUGAAUAGAUAACAAAAGUAAAAAAAAAUAAAAAAGUAAAACUACUCACUCUUGGAAAAGGCCAGACUGACACAAACUGAGAGGAAACAGGAGGAUGUCUUCUGUUACCUCGUGGCAUUUUUGUAGGUAAACUGGAAUUUGUAUGCGUCAUUUGUGGAAUCAAUCCUUUAGAUUGUCACUGAGCUAAACUCAUAAGAUUUGUUGACACCUCACGUCGCACUCCAAAUUGUAUGACUUUUGGGACGUUCGACUGUAAAGGUAACUGUUUUUCCAUUGCUAAUGCCGCGAUUUUACCGUCAAAACGGGACUUAGCAACCGCUACCAUUUUGUAUCUUAAAACAGGGAGUGAGAUUUGUAGUACGGAAGUGUUUUGGCAACAAGUCUGAUUGCCCGAGAAGGCGGAAAUCGGCUAAACGAGUUGGGCGCCGUUUGUAACCUUGAAACAUUAUUUCAGGACUGUUGUCUGAAAAAUGUUUUUGAAAUUUGUAGACUCAAAUCAACUCCAGUCAAUGUUUUGCUGACUUAACCAAACAAUAACAACAACUUGAUACUCCGCUUGGAUUUGGGAGUUAAAGAGUCAGGACUUGGCUCGAGACACAUAUCUUUGAUAAUAAAUAAGACUAAUAACUAAUAAUAGACGUUACAGUCCACUUGCAUCGGAGGCCAAACAGAUUGAGCAGAUGCCACUGUUGACAGACAUGUUUAAGAUUGUCCGAUCCUGGUUUUUGAUUUGAAAGCGGGUAUAUUUUGAUGUCGAAGGGGGUUGUUGCCAGGAUGUUUUCUUGUUGAAGAGGAAAAAGAGCACAGCCUUUUUUUUUUUUUUUUUUUUUUUUUUAAAAGCAUCAGUGCAAAACUGAAGUUCUAUGCAAUGGAGCUGGCCUUGCAUAUAGACGAGCUUCCUUCUUUCUCUCCUAGAACCAAUACGAUUAGCCUUCUAACCAAAGCAGGUGUUUUUUCUACAGCGCAUAUGAUUUUCUCUGCACGUGACUUUCAGUAGCAUUUGAAACAUUAAAAUAAUAACAUUAACAUUUUUUUUCCAUAUUCAAGAGUAUCUGCCUUAUAUCCACAAGCAAACAGGAAGCACAUUAUUUGCAACCUGAUGUAAAAAGCCCUUCUCUAGCCUUGUGCAGCACACAGAUACAUGAUUCCAAAAGGAUGGAAACCUCCAUGUCACAAAUUCAGAAUACGAUCAAAACUAAACGAAGCCCUUGAACCUCUAAAGCAAAAACCAAAGGACAUACUUUGAGGUCCCUCCCAAAAUCCCCUUCACAUUCUUUCUUCUUAAGUUGUUUUGUGUAUAUUUUUGUUUUCAUGCAUUGCAACAUCAUGAUUUGUGCGUUCGGUACAUUGCAUACCCCAGAGGCCUUUUAGCUGCCAGUAAUACAGUGGACUCUCCAAAGUGGAACACAAUGUGUUCCCUGACUGGUUGACUUCCUCAUUGUUCUCAUCUCAAAACUCAAGCUGUUAUUCAAGUAUAAAAAUAAGUUAACCACUGUUUAAUAAAGCUGAAGUAAAGCAAAACUACUAAUCUUUUCAGCGUUUGUUUUCGACUCUUUAGGCGUGUAAUUGAAUUACAAAUUGUACAACUUUUGUGGUGUUCCACUUUGUUUAUCAGUGCUAACGCCGCUAAGUUUAGCGUCAAAGAUGAUAUGACGCAUGUAGGGCAGAUGUGACGUUUCCAUGGCCUUUUUGUAUUCUAAUGUAUGAACUGAAAUAACUUCCAAUUAAGCAGAAUGUUAAUGACAUACUUUUUUUCCAGCAUGUUUUUAUUGGGCAGAAAGGAAUUUUUUUUUUAAAGCAUAUUUUGAGAAACUUGUGCUGUUUUCAUCCAAAUGGCACCGAUGCUAGUCAUAGAUUUACAUGUUUUUUAUUAUAUUCGUUUACUUUUGUCAUACUUUGACAAGAAUGUAAAACUAAUGGAUAUAACUACCAUGGAUUAUGUUGAGACGAGUGAGCAUCACUCACAGUACAUCCGUUUACUCUACAUCAUAUACGAGUACAGUAAUACAUCUGCAGCAUUUAAAUUUUUUUAUGUUUAAUUAAAAACCAGCCUGCUUUGUAACAAGGCAAUUGAUUUAUGGAGUUUCACAAAGUUGUGCAACUGUGUUGCUGUUUAAAUGUUCAAAAGCAGGGAUGUGUGCUUAACAAUGUGCAAGUAUGUGAAUAUUUCAUACUAAAAAUGUGUUUUAUACUAGACUUUUUUAAAAUGGAUGUUGUGUGCUCAUCAGCUUGUUUUUAAUUAGUAUCUCCUUUUCAUGACCUGUGAUGCAGGAGGUGGUAAAAGGUGCCUUGGCCAUGAGAGCGAGCAUCAUGGUGUUCCUUUAAUUAGUUUUCAUCCUUUUUUUUUUUUUGCAUUUUUUUUUUUUAUUAUUCUUAAAAUAAGUAAUAACAUAUUCAUGUGGGGGUGGGACAAAAAUAAUGAAUGUAAUCAAUGUAUUGUUAAGAUGA